This is a messenger RNA of Octodon degus (degu), 2383 nucleotides long. It is a transcript of the gene Eepd1, whose product is annotated as endonuclease/exonuclease/phosphatase family domain containing 1. The coding region runs from base 258 to 1967 and encodes 569 amino acids. Lineage: Eukaryota; Metazoa; Chordata; Mammalia; Rodentia; Octodontidae. Gene Ontology annotation, molecular function: DNA binding; catalytic activity. Gene Ontology annotation, biological process: DNA repair. The transcript is spliced from 8 exons. The record is from RefSeq and is a predicted model, not a curated record. Gene Ontology annotation, cellular component: plasma membrane.
UCCGGCUUUGACACCGCGACGAGCAGCCGCCUGGUGCAGGCGUGGGGUCGGGUCGCGCUCCCUCGGAACCACGCCGAGCUGGGUGCGGGCCCUUUUGCCCGGGUGGUCAAGGAAAAGGUGAUUUGGAUCCUCAAGACAUGGGAGAGUUGGUGUUUGUCUGCAAACAUCAAAACCUAAGUCCUGUAUCUGCCAUUCUUCUGGCCUUGUGAGCUCCCCUGUCGUGGGGAUACCUUCUGGGGCCCCACCCUUGGCCGACCAUGGGGAGCACCCUGGGCUGCCACCGCUCCAUCCCCAGAGACCCUUCUGACCUGUCCCACAGCCGCAAGUUCAGCGCAGCCUGCAACUUCAGCAACAUCCUGGUGAACCAGGAGCGACUCAACAUCAACGCGGCCACCGAGGAAGAGCUGAUGACUCUGCCUGGGGUGACCCGGGCUGUGGCCCACAGCAUUGUGGAGUACAGAGAAUACAUCGGCGGCUUCAAAAAGGUGGAGGACCUGGCACUGGUCAGUGGCGUGGGCGCCACCAAACUGGAGCAGGUCAAGUUUGAGAUCUGUGUGAGCAGCAAGGGCAGCUCUGUGCAGCACUCUCCCAGCUCCCUGCGGCGGGACCUGCUGGCUGAGCAGCAGCCUCAUCACCUGGCCACCGCUGUGCCUCUCACGCCCCGGGUCAACAUCAACACGGCCACCCAUGCCCAGCUCAUGAGUGUUCGAGGCCUCACAGAAAAGAUGGCCCUCAGCAUCGUGGAUUACCGCCGUGAGCACGGCCCCUUCCGCAGUGUAGAGGACCUGGUGAGGAUGGAUGGUAUCAACGCUGCCUUCCUGGACAGGAUAAGGCACCAGGUGUUUGCCGAGAAGUCCAGGCCCCCAUCCACCCACACCAACGGGGGUCUGACCUUCACCGCCAAGCCUCACCCCAGCCCCACCUCACUGAGCCUGCAGAGCGAGGACUUGGACCUGCCACCAGGGGGGCCCACGCAAAUUAUCUCCACGCGGCCCUCAGUGGAGGCCUUUGGCGGCAUGAGGGAUGGGCAGCCAGUGCUGAGGCUGGCCACCUGGAACUUGCAGGGCUGCUCUGUAGAGAAGGCCAAUAACCCUGGCGUGCGAGAGGUGGUGUGCAUGACACUCUUGGAAAACAGCAUCAAGCUCCUAGCUGUGCAAGAACUACUUGACAAAGAGGCUCUGGAAAAGUUCUGCACAGAGCUGAACCAACCGGUCCUGCCCAACAUCCGAAAGUGGAGGGGUCCUCGGGGAUGUUGGCGGUCCCUGGUCGCCGAGAAGCCCUCAAGUCAGCUCCAGAAGGGUGCUGGGUACUCAGGGUUCCUGUGGGACACCGCAGCCGGCGUGGAGCUGCGAGAUGCUCCUGGGCAGGAGAGCCCGCCCAGCAAUGGACAUGGGAGGCCCCCAGCACCGAGCCCGUACCUCGCCAAGUUCAAGGUGGGAAGUAACGAAGUGACCCUCGUGAACCUUCACCUGGCCACCCUGAGCCCCCCGGUGAUGGAGAAUCCCGGCAAGAAUCCCAGUGAUGGCCACCGGCUUGUGAGCUUGGCACAGGCCCUGCAGGGAGCCCUGAAAGGAGAAAAAGAUGUCAUCAUAUUGGGGGAUUUUGGCCAAGGGCCAGAUAGCAGUGAUUACGAUAUCCUGAGGAGAGAAAAGUUUCACCACCUCGUCCCUGCGCACACCUUCACCAACAUUAGCACCAGGAACCCCCAAGGCUCCAAGUCCCUGGACAACAUCUGGAUCAGCAAAAGCCUAAAGAAAGUGUUCACAGGUCACUGGGCCGUGGUGAGAGAAGGACUCACGAACCCAUGGAUCCCAGAUAACUGGUCCUGGGGUGGAGUGGCUUCUGAGCACUGUCCUGUGCUGGCCGAGUUCUACACAGAGAAGGACUGGGGCAAGAAGGACGGGCCUCGGGACAACACUGGGGUCACCCUGGAGCGCAGCGAAGCCAACAUCAAGCAGGAGCGAUGAUGACAGCCGCAUGGAUGUCUCCCCUGUGGUCUGGAAGGGCACAGAGGGGAGCAAGCCCUUCUCACCUCCUUCAGGACGUGCACACCUCACUCCUGCGUGGGGUGGAUGGCACUGCUUGAGGACCUCUCUAGGGCAGGCUGUGGCGGUCCCAUCAGAGCCUGGGAGAAUGUAUCACACCGAGCUCAGCAGAAGGAGUCUGGCCAUCACCAGGCUGGUGGCUGGGGGAGGACAGAUGGACAGCAGCUGAGGUAGAGAGGAGAGAGGAGAGGUGUUCUCCCGGCCACCAGUAUGCAAUGCUGUUCCAGCCGACCGCAAACUGCAGAACGCUUUUAACUGUGAUUAGCACUCUUCUCAAGGACUUUGAGUGGUGAUUUUUAGUUUUGUUUUGAAAAAAUAAACAGAUGAACCUGCCUGGC